This is a messenger RNA of Phasianus colchicus (ring-necked pheasant), 834 nucleotides long. It is a transcript of the gene RAB11A, whose product is annotated as RAB11A, member RAS oncogene family. The record is from RefSeq and is a predicted model, not a curated record. Gene Ontology annotation, molecular function: GTP binding; GTPase activity. Lineage: Eukaryota; Metazoa; Chordata; Aves; Galliformes; Phasianidae.
CGUGGGCGGGCAGAGUGCGGAAGCGCUGAGGCGGCUGUAGGGAGGGGUCCGGCACCCGCUCCCAUCCCCGGCCCCGUCCUCGGCCUCCGCCGCGCCUCGCACCAUGGGCAACCGCGACGACGAGUACGAUUAUCUCUUCAAAGUUGUCCUUAUUGGAGACUCUGGAGUAGGCAAGAGUAACCUCCUGUCUCGAUUCACUCGCAAUGAGUUUAACUUGGAAAGCAAAAGCACCAUUGGAGUAGAAUUUGCAACAAGAAGCAUUCAAGUUGAUGGGAAGACAAUAAAGGCUCAGAUAUGGGACACAGCAGGGCAGGAGCGAUACCGAGCUAUAACAUCAGCGUACUAUCGAGGUGCUGUAGGAGCAUUGCUGGUGUAUGACAUCGCUAAGCACCUUACUUAUGAGAAUGUAGAGAGAUGGUUGAAAGAGCUGAGAGACCAUGCAGACAGCAAUAUUGUUAUCAUGCUUGUGGGAAACAAGAGUGACUUGCGCCACCUGAGAGCAGUCCCUACAGAUGAGGCCAGAGCUUUUGCAGAGAAGAAUGGUUUGUCAUUUAUCGAGACAUCUGCUUUAGACUCUACAAAUGUGGAAGCAGCUUUCCAGACUAUUCUGACAGAGAUCUAUCGUAUUGUUUCCCAGAAGCAAAUGUCCGACAGACGUGAGAAUGAUAUGUCUCCAAGCAACAACGUGGUGCCCAUUCAUGUCCCUCCAACCACUGAAAACAAACCAAAGAUGCAGUGCUGUCAGAAUAUAUAAGAAUUGUUCAUUCUUUCCUAAAAGGCUGUGUAUAUUCCCCAGGUCCAAGAUUUAAAUAUAUUUGUAAUUCUUGUGGUUAC